GCGCGGCAGGCAGGCCACGAAAGAAAUGUGGCAGCGCGUUUCGCUUAGUACCGACUUAGACUGCUCUAAGUGGCGGUCGUGUGAACGCCGGUGUCCGCCGUCGCACUUUCACGCCGGAGCACGCACCACCAGGAGCCCGCAUCAGAGGCCCGCGCAGAGGGCCCGUCAUACUCUGCGAACGCGACUACGGCAGUGGCAACGACGACGCCGACGACGACGACGACGGCGGCGGCGGCGGCGAUACUCAGUGCCCUCAGUGGUGACUGGUGACAGUGUGACACAACACGGCGGCAAGCCGGGCCCGGAGCGAAGGGCCUUAACCGAGAGAUACCGUGGAUUGUACAUAUUCGGCGCGGUGACACGUGAUCGUCGAUCUUUUACGUGCGAUUGUACGUAAGGAGGAAAGAAAAAUAAAACAAACAAUUGCGUCGUGCGAUAUAUUUUUCCCUUUAACGUGCGCGCGCGCGCGCGCCCUCGCCGGGCGUUCCUCGAGCUCCGUGUAAGCGAGAGGCGGCGAGAAGAGAUCUGAGAUAGAGAGAGCGACGGAGAGAGACGUAUUUACGUACCGCGGGUAACCUAAAAACCGAUCUCGGUCCAUCUCGGUCCGGCGCGGCGUAUAGUGCCGAGCGGCGAGCGCCGAGCGCGCUGCGCGAUACAUCGCAUCGGCAGGACGCGCGCGCAUGCGCGCCACUGCCCGCUGUCCUCGUGCGCGAAUUUCGAGCGUGGCUCACGGGGGAGGGGGGUCACGUGUUAUCGUUCCGUUCCGGGGAAACCGCCAGACAGUGUCAGUGAAGAAGUGCUCCUGAAAAGGUGUUGCGAUUUUUUUUCGGCCAGUGGAGUGUGCGAGAAUACGCGUUUUCGCGCGCAUCGAUUCGUUACGUCCUCGUGCGCGAAUUUCGAGCUUCGGGAAGGGCCACCGUUGGUUCAGAAAAGACAAGAUCGCCCGAUUCCCCUCCUCCAAGAAAAUUAACAAAAAGGACCGAUAUAUUGAAACGUCAAGUUGGUUACCUCGAGGGUCGUCAGGAUUUUCUUUUAGCGAACCGCCACGAGAGAUCGAUGAGAAACUAAAAAGAUUCCCUCUCGUUCGAAAGAGUUGGAAAGUGAAAGAAAGAAAGACGAGCGAGUUCGGAAAGUUGUAAUCGCGCGUGGCGGUCGAAUGCAUGACAGAUCAUGGUUUCCGUGUCCGGACCCAUAUCCACGGGGAUCCUAGCGGGACGCCUUUCUGGAUCGCCGGGCUCGCGGCAGAAUGCUGACGCGGAGGGCGAGAAGGACCUCAAGGCAGCGGAACGCACCAGAAUCCGGCACGAAUCUGAUCUUUACGUCAGGCCCAGCUGGACGGACGCCGCGAUUGCGUUGGAUCAGCUCGAGAAGGGAAAGGCUGAUGGUCAGAGAUCAGCGGUAUGGUUCAGGGCGCGACUGCAAGAUCAGCUGAGCCAGUUGGGCUACUUUCUGCAGAGGCAUGCCGGAAAGGUGCUCUUCGUGGCUGUCCUCGCACUGGCGAUCCUCUGCGUCGCUCUCAAGUCCGCGCAAGUCAACAGCAAGGUCGAGCAGCUGUGGGUGCAAGUAAAAAUACUGUACGUUCCGUUGCAUUGCGAGGAUAAAAGUCGUAAAUGCAAGAAAAAGAAACAUAUAGAUCUAGGAAGAUAA
Trachymyrmex cornetzi is the source of this 1647-nucleotide messenger RNA. Its product is annotated as protein patched-like. The transcript is spliced from 3 exons. Gene Ontology annotation, biological process: negative regulation of smoothened signaling pathway. Gene Ontology annotation, cellular component: plasma membrane. The coding region runs from base 1171 to 1647 and encodes 158 amino acids. Lineage: Eukaryota; Metazoa; Arthropoda; Insecta; Hymenoptera; Formicidae. Gene Ontology annotation, molecular function: hedgehog family protein binding; hedgehog receptor activity; smoothened binding. The record is from RefSeq and is a predicted model, not a curated record.